Messenger RNA from Rhododendron vialii, 1770 nucleotides. RefSeq lists its product as uncharacterized. Gene Ontology annotation, molecular function: beta-1,4-mannosylglycoprotein 4-beta-N-acetylglucosaminyltransferase activity. Gene Ontology annotation, cellular component: membrane. The record is from RefSeq and is a predicted model, not a curated record. The transcript is spliced from 3 exons. Lineage: Eukaryota; Viridiplantae; Streptophyta; Magnoliopsida; Ericales; Ericaceae. The coding region runs from base 442 to 1524 and encodes 360 amino acids. Gene Ontology annotation, biological process: N-acetylglucosamine metabolic process; protein N-linked glycosylation.
ACAAUCUUUAUCCAUCCAUUUCUGACCUCACUCACUCUCUUCGCGCGCCGGUCUUACCUCUUGCCUCCUGGCGGGGCCUCUCUCUCUCUCUCUCUCUCUCUCUCUCUCUCUGAUUUCUCUCCCCCACAUUCUGGUUCAUUGACAAUACAGAACGCAUACAUACAUAGUUUACUAGGUGUAUGUAUACACAAGCGUGAUGUAGCCUCAUGUAUUUUCGCCGUUGUUGAUUCAAAUUCACGAGUCUCUGCAACAUCAGACUAUACAUUCACAUCAGGGGUACAUUUUCAUACCCUACAGAACUUAGCCCUCAUGUUUGAGGAAAGGAUUGAGCAGCGGUCACCAUGAACCAAUCAUAUAUGUCCAGGUGGUCAGAAUAGGCAGAACCAUGACUGGCGACCGUCUUGUUUGUUGCUUCUCCUCGUGACCGAGGUCCUUCACAGCAUGGCCCCAAGACCUCUGCGCCUCACCUCCAGGCGAUCUCCUCGCAAGUUUAUUCUCAUUCUCCUCCUCAUACUCGUCCCAAUUUCCUUAAUUGCAAUUUUCAACCACCGACAAAAGAUCUCCUACUUCUUCCGCCCACUCUGGGACACUCCGUCACCCCCCUUCCACCACCUGCCACAUUACUAUGCCGAGAACGUCUCUAUGGACCAACUUUGCCGUCUCCACGGCUGGUCCCUCCGCUCCCAACCCCGCCGUGUGUUUGACGCCAUCAUCUUCAGCAAUGAGCUCGACUUGCUCGAAAUCCGCUGGCGUGAACUAAACCCCUACGUCACAAAAUUGGUAAUCCUCGAAGCCAACACCACCUUCACUGGCAUCCCAAAACCCCUCCUCUUCGCUUCCAAUCGUGACCGGUUUUCCUUUGCGGAGGGCAAAAUUGUCCACGGCGUGUUCACGGUGGGUCACACUUCGCCUCGCGGAGACCCAUUUGUGGUCGAGUCGCAGCAACGUGGGUCCAUGAACCAAUUACUUAUUCGGGCGGGUAUUUCCACUGGAGACCUAGUUAUUAUGGCAGAUACCGAUGAGAUCCCUAGCCUCCACACUAUUAAACUACUACAGUCUUGCGAAGGGGUACCACCUGUAUUGCACCUUGAGCUAAGACAGUACAUGUACUCAUUCGAGUUUCCGAUUGACUACAGCAGCUGGCGGACCACGGCUCAAAUAUAUGGGCCGGGGACCCGUUACCGUCACUCGCGCGUAACCGAUCUUAUUCUCUCCGAUGCUGGAUGGCAUUGCAGUUUUUGCUUCCGUCAUUUGAGGGAGUUUGUGUUCAAAAUGACCGGGUACAGCCACGCUGACAGAGUGAGGCACAAGGAGUUUUUGCAUUACUCUAGAAUCCAGAAACUGAUCUGCGACGGAGAUGAUCUUUUCGAUAUGCUACCGGAGGAGUUUAGUUUCCAGGAGCUCAUCAAGAAGAUGGGACCGAUACCCAAAUCGGCCUCCGCUGUUCAUCUUCCCUCUUACUUAUUAGAAAAUGCAGAAAGGUACAAGUUUCUUCUCCCCGGUGGCUGUUUACGAUCAUCUUAAUUUGUUUUCUCACUUGUAGGCUAGACACGAUUUUCCCACGUGAAUUUCUGGGGUUUCUUUUGUACCCAACCCUGGAAUUUGUUGCACUGUUUGUCAGGACCUUAGUUUUCAGAUGAAACUUUUUCGUUCUUUUUUUUGUUUCGACUCUUUCAAUUUAUGUACCCUAUCAAGAUAAACCUCGAGAAUUGACAUAGGAUGAUGUUUUCUAUUACUGAAUGUAGCUGAAUUGGAUGAACAGUUGAAUGA